This is a messenger RNA of Bradysia coprophila, 1190 nucleotides long. RefSeq lists its product as uncharacterized. The record is from RefSeq and is a predicted model, not a curated record. Lineage: Eukaryota; Metazoa; Arthropoda; Insecta; Diptera; Sciaridae.
AAAAAAGCUUUGCGACUCGUGUUGUGCUUCUGGUUUGUGUAUUUGAGUUUAUCAAAGCGGUCAAUGGGAUAGACGACAGUCAAUUUUACGCGCCUUUCCAUAUCUUCUUACAAGAAAGACUUGCACGCAUUUGACCGUGAUGGAUACAAACGAAAUUGAGGAGGAUUUUUUCAAUUAUAUAAUCGACGAAAACCAGGAUGCGGACAAACUGGAACAAAACUCCGAGGCAUCUGAUAAAGAAAAUGUGCAACUUGUUUUUGUGGGAAGACGACUGAAUACAACACCGCAACAAAUGCGAGAAAUCGCUGAAUCAAUCCUCAGUAUUUCCGGAAAAGAAUUAACGAGUAAAGAGACUCUUUCAUUUUGGGACAAAUUGACCGAUGAAUUGAACAAAAUGGGUCCUCCAUACCGGUCAAGAGCUGAGUGGCGAAAGGUAUGGUCAAUGCAUAAGACUAAUAGAAAGCGCAAGCAUUCCUCAGUGGAGCCACAUGACACUCAAUCUGAAGAUCAAAGCUCAAGUGCUCAACGGCCAAAAAUUCAAUUCAGUGAACAGUUGGCAACACCUAUCGGUGUUGAGAGUAAAAAUGUUGGAACAGAUGCCAAGUUCGAUACGAUUCAAAAAGGGGAAGCUGAAGUCGUACAUCAAUCCGGUGAUGAAAUAAAUGUCUCAGCUGGUGUUCAGCGUUCGAAUUCCAAUGUCACAUGUGCUCCGUUCGAUGAAAUUUUGGUCAUUUUGAAACAAAUCCUGGACAAACAAGCCGAACUUGUCAAUCAAUCGGGUGAUGAAAUGCAACAGAAUGUCUCAGCUGGUGUCCAGCGUUCGAAUUCCAAUGUCACAUGUGCUCCGUUCGAUGAAAUUUCGGUCAUUUUAAAACAAAUUCUGGAUAAACAAACCGAACUCGUCAAUCAAGUUGGUCAGUUCAGUGAAUUUUGUGGAAAACUUCUGGACAAACAAAACGAGUAUGUCAGUCAAUCCGGUGAUAAAGUUCAACGUGAUGUGUCAGCUGGUCUACAGCGUUCGAAUUUCAAUGUUGGUACUUGUGGUCCGCUCGAUGAGAUCUUGGCCAAAUUGAUACCGAUUCUAGACAAAGUUAAUACCAUUCUCGAUAGGCAAAAUGUCGAUAAAAAUUGAAAAAAAAAUUCAAAGAAUAUAUUUCACCGCGGUGUGGUGAGAAAACGUUAAACCGAAA